UCUCUCUCUCUUUCUCUCUCUUCUCUUUCUCUGCUGCUGCUGCGUCUCGUUGCAACCGGAGGAUGAGGUCAGGCUUUUCCGCCGGGCGAUUUGCAUAAGCGGCCUCGGAGGGGGGCGUGCUCCACCUCUUGGGCCCCCCACCCACUAAAAGAAACACUCGAAGAGGGAGAGAAAAGGGGUCGGGAUGGAGACGGAGCAGCCGGACAACUGGGGCUGAGACUCAGCCUCCGUCAGGUUGCAGCGCCGAGCCCCGUCCCGGACCGGGAUCCAAAGGGAAGACUUGCGAGCAUUCCCUUCUUCUUUGGGGAUUUUUAGCAGGAGAGGCCUCUGUCGGGAGAUUACGGGGUUGCAAGUCCCCGUUUUUCUGGAUUCCAGCCAAGGCGUUUGCAUGCAAAGCACGUCCGUCUGAUCUUGGGCCUCCUCUGCUGGACCAAAGCUGUCUAGUGCCAUGGCCGUCCACUGACCCUUUCUCCUCCUGCCCACUUGCCCUGGUCACUCCGUAUCCGCCAGCAUGGAGAAGACCUACUCACUGACGGCACAUUACGACGAGUUCCAGGAGGUCAAAUACGUGAGCAAGUACAGCAGCAGUGGCACUUUGCCCAACGGGUUCAACCUCCAGCUGGGCACCACUGGGACCAAGAAGAAACACUGUGGGUUGCCCCGCUGGAGCCGCCGGGAGAUCUGUCUCCUCUCCGGGCUGGUUUUUGCAGCCGGCCUUUGCGUCAUCCUGGGAUGCAUCCUGGUGCUGAAAUACCUGGCCCUGGAGCAGGACGCCUACUGCCUGGAGGGAUGCCAGGAACGGAAGGCCUUCACCAAAGCGUCCCGCUUCAUCGCCACCAACAUUGACCCCACCAUCGACCCCUGCAAGGACUUCUACUCCUUCGCUUGUGGCGGAUGGCUCCGGCGGCACGCCAUCCCCGAGGACAAGCUCAUUUAUGGCAUCAUUGCCGCCAUCGGGGAGCAGAACGAGGAGAAACUUCAGCAAUUGCUCUUGCAACCUGUCCGGAGGGCCUACCCGGCCUCAGCCGAGCGCAAGGUCAAGGAGUUCUUCCGUUCUUGCCUGGACAUGGCCGAAAUUGACCGCCAGGGGCCCCGGCCCAUGCUGGAGGUCAUAGAGGACUGUGGCGGUUGGGAUAUGGCCACCACUGGACACCACGGACGGUGGGAUUUCAAUGAGCUGCUCUAUAAGACCCAAGGGGUGUACAGCACAGCUGUCUUCUUCUCACUCACUGUCAACUUGGAUGAUAAGAACUCCUCUCGCUACGUCAUUCGGAUCGACCAAGACGGGCUGACGUUGUCUGAGAGAACCCUCUACAUGGGACAGGAUGAGGAAAGCGAAAAGAUCUUGGCUGCUUACCGGAUUUUUAUGGAACGUGUCUUGAGCUUGUUGGGAGCAGAAAAUGUGGAGCAGAAAGCCAGUGAAAUCCUGCACCUGGAGCAGAGGUUGGCCAAUAUCACGGUUUCAGAGUACGAUGAUCUGCGCAGGGAUAUCAACUCCAUGUACAACAAAGUGACUUUGGGAGAGCUGCAGCGCAUCACGCCGAAUUUAAAGUGGAAGCGGCUACUUGACCGAAUAUUCCAUGAUAAUUUCUCAGAGGAUGAAGAAGUGGUGCUGCUGGCCACGGAUUACAUGCAGCGGGUAUCCCAGCUCAUCCAUUCCACGCCGAUUCGGAUCCUCCACAACUACAUGCUGUGGCGAAUCGCAGUGGUGCUGAGCGAGCACCUCUCCACGCCUUUCCGGGACGCCAUCCACGAACUCGCCCGAGAGAUGGAAGGCGCUGAGAAGCAGAUGGAGCUGAGCAAGGUGUGCCUGAGCCAAGCCAACAAGCACUUUGGGAUGGCAUUGGGGGCCCUCUUUGUGGAGCAGCACUUCUCCUCCACCAGCAAGGCCAAGGUGCAGCAGCUUGUGGAAAACAUCAAGCACAUCCUGGACCGGCGAUUGGAAGAGCUGGACUGGAUGGAUGAAGAAACACGGAGGGCAGCUAGAGCCAAGCUUCAGCAUAUGAUGGUGAUGAUCGGCUACCCAGACUUCCUGCUCAACCCAGAAGCAAUUGACAAGGAAUACGAGUUCCAAGUCAAUGAGAAAACCUACUUCAGGAACAUCCUCAACAGCAUCAAAUUCAGCAUCAAGCUGUCGGUGAAGAAGAUCCGGCAGGAGGUGGACAAGUCGGCAUGGUUGUUGCCUCCCCAGGCACUGAAUGCCUACUAUCUUCCCAACAAGAACCAGAUGGUGUUCCCAGCUGGGAUCCUUCAACCCACUCUCUAUGACCCAGAGUUCCCACAGUCUCUGAAUUACGGUGGCAUUGGCACAAUUAUUGGGCAUGAGUUGACCCAUGGCUACGACGACUGGGGAGGCCAAUAUGACCGGCACGGCAACUUGAUGCAUUGGUGGACGGACGCUUCCUACAGCAAGUUCCUGAAGAAGGCAGAGUGCAUUGUGAACCUAUACGACAACUUCACAGUCUACAACCAGAGGGUGAAUGGAAAGCACACCCUUGGAGAGAACAUUGCUGAUAUGGGGGGACUGAAGCUGGCCUAUUAUGCCUACCAGAAAUGGGUGCGGGAUCAUGGACCUGAAAACCCACUACACUGGCUCAAAUACACCCAUGAGCAGCUUUUCUUCAUUGCUUUUGCCCAGAACUGGUGCAUCAAGCGGCGUUCACAAUCCAUCUACCUGCAGGUUUUGACUGACAAACAUGCCCCUGAACAUUACAGAGUCCUGGGCAGCGUCUCGCAAUUUGAGGAGUUUGGAAGGGUCUUCCAUUGUCCAAAGAACUCGCCCAUGAAUCCAGCGCACAAAUGCUCCAUUUGGUGAAAUGCCCAUUCGUUUUACUCACGAACAUAAACCCACACACAUUGUGCCAUAAAGAACCCGCUGGGCCUUCCAUUCUGCUACAUUUCGCUUUCUGGCCAGACAGAGAGCAAAGAGGGAAAACUAUAUCUCUUCCACCAAGCUGGAAAGGACAGACAGAUGGACAAACUGAGAGAUGCUGCAGACAGGUCUUGCUUCCCGAGUCCAUUGCUAAGGUGUAAAAUGGUGCCUGCUGUACACACACAUCUCAGAAUCCCUUUCUCAUUAUAUGCAGUAGACUCUCAGUUAACCAGAACACAAGCAACCAGAACUCUCAAGCAACUGACAAAAAUAAAAAAAUAAUGCACAAUGCAUUUACAAAGUUGAUUGUAUAAUACAGCGAAGCUGUGUCACUUUAAGUUAGUCCGCCUUUAUUUUCCUUACUUUGCUUUUAAUUGCUGCAUUUUAGUAUUAAUAUCAAGACCAUACAGAGUUUAUAGAAUGUUAUAUUGUGGAGUGUAGAAUUAGGCCUACGUGUAAAAAUAACUCUCAAGCAACCAUUUAUCAAGUGUCUAUCAAUCCCUAUGGGAGUCAGUUAACUGAGAGUCUAAUGUAUUAUCUCAUGAAUCAAGAUGUUUAUCCUAAUUAUGAAAUGCUUUUGUAAAAGCUUCUGUAAUGAAACCAUGAUCCCCCUAUUAAUGGUUUUCUACCAUCACUACAAACACUACAAGAGAAAUGCUUUUUGUAAUUUUAUUAAACAUAACAUCCAGCAUGAAGCAAGAAUCCUCAAAAGCUUGCUGGCUAUUCUGUGAGUUUUGGGAUGCAGCUGGCAAUAUUGUCCUCUCAAUGUUUCAAUUGUUUUUCAGAGUACUGUUAUCCUGAUGGACUCUAGGCUCAGCAAACAAUUUAUAAAUAGAGCAAUUCAUCUUAUGGGUUUCUUUUUCUGGCCUUUCUCAUUGCAAAGCCUUGAAUUUAUCUCCCCUGAUGGACAGUAUAUAUGUGGGGAAAUUGAAUGUAUUUUGGGUUUUGAAACCCUACCGACAGCAGUCCUUGGAAUUAAUGUUCCUUAUGGCUUCAGAGUUUUGUCCCUUCCAUGAUCCAAUCAUUUGUAGGUAAACAUAUCACAAAGGGAAACACAAAUCUCUUUGUGGGUGCAUCUUCACUGUAGAAUUAAUACGGUUUGAUACCACUUUAACUUCCAUGGCUCAAAGUAUGGGAUCGUGGGAGUUGUAGUUUGGUGAGGUACCAGGACUAUUUGGCAGAGAAGGCUAUAGGCUCUUGUAAACUGCCUCUCCCAUCAUUCCAUUGCAUUGAGUCACAAUUAUUAAAGUGGUGUCAAACUGCAUUAAUACUACAGUGUGGAUGCACCCUAUGUCUUAAAGUGCUAGAGCUUGGACAUAACACAUUAUAUAUAAAGCAAUUUCCAGUAAAAUAUUGCAGGAAUAACUCAGUUAAAAAGGAUAUGCUUUUUGUAAAGUCUUUUUCCAUUUGCUUUUUCCUCCUUAUCCCCUAACUGGAAGUUUUUUAGCUGCAUCAGCUUUGGGAGAGUUAGAGAAACACAGAUCUUUCAUGUCUGAUUGCUGCAGCAUAUCCGCAGCAAACAAUGCAAUAUGGCUUGAACUGGGAAAUAAUGGUUUUCUACUUCAGAUGCUCCUACUGUAACCUCAUGUGCCUUUAUAUAACAGGCAAGGUAUACAGCAGCUGCAACUAGAAUAGUUUUGGAUAAAACAUUUGCUGAAACUUGCUGAAGUGCUCCUCUUAUUUGGUGUGGUGUAGAAAUACAUCUCUGCUUUUUAAUGCUAUUUCUACCUCCGAUACCAAAUAUUCUGUUGAAAGAUUCAUCUAGAGUGUAGAAUAUAUGCAGUUUCACACCUCUUUACCUGCCACUUUUUGAGAAACUGCAAGUUGCUUCUGGUGUAGAGAAUUGGCCAUCUGCAAGGACGUUGCCCAGGGGACAUUGCCCAGAUGUUUUUACUAUCCUUGUGGGAGGCUCCUCUCAUGUCCCCGCAUGGGAAGCUGGAGCUGAUAAAGGGAGCUCAUCCGCACUCUCCCCAGAUUGGAUUCGAACCGGCAACCUUCAGGUCAGCAACCCAACCUUCAAGUCAUCAGUCCUGUCAGCACAAGGGUUUAACCCACUGCGCCACUGAGGGCUUCUCCUUUUACCUGCCAUGACUCAAUGCAAUGAAAUCCUGGGAGCUGUAGUUUGCUGAGGCAUCAGCAUUCUUUGAGCAAGAAGGCUCAAGACCGUGCAAAAUUACAGUGAUCACAAUUCUCUUGCAUUGAGCCAUGUCUGUUAAAGUGGUGCCAAACUGCAUUCAUUCUGCAUUGUAGAUGUGCCUUUUGAGAACCUUAGUGCCAAACUGGAUGCAGAGAUGAACACUGAAGGCUGAUGUCUUCAGCAGUUGGAGAAAACGGCAAAGUUUUGACAGACCAAAAACAAAAUGCUUUCAGACAAAUUCCCCCAAAACUCAAUUCACGUUAAGGAUCCCUUAUGCGGAAAUGUGAAAUGCGAAAUCUUCCCAAACUAUUUACAUGGAUGGCCGAGAUAACCGUACUUUUGCUUUCUGAUAGUUCAGUGUUGUACAUCAACUUGGUUUCAUUAAAACAUUGUGUAUAAAAUUUAUUUUCAGGCUAUAUGUAUAAGAAGGUACAGUAGAGUCUCACUUAUCCAACAUAAACAGGCCAGCAGAACGUUGGAUAAGCCAAUAUGUUGGAUAAUAUGGAGAGAUUAAGAAAAAGCCUAUUAAACAUCAAAUUAGGUUAUGAUUUUACAAAUUAAGCACCAAAACAUCAUGUUAUACAACAAAUUUGACAGAAAAAGUUGUUCAUUACACAUUAAUGCUAUGUAGUAAUUACAGUAUUUACGAAUUUAGCACCAAAAUAUCACAGUAUAUUGAAAACAUUGACUACAAAAAUGCGUUGGAUAAUCCAGAACGUUGGAUAAGUGAGACUCUACUGUUUAUAUAUAUGGAACGUAAACGAAUUUCAGUUUUAGACUUGCGUCCCAUCUCCAAGAUAUCUCUAUGCAUAUACAAAAUAUUCCAAAAUUCAAAGCACUUCUGUUUCUAAGCAUUUCCGAUAAGGGAUACUCAAUCUGUAUUCCCAAUUUCCAGAUCUGUCUACUAGGCUUUCGAUAUAAAGAGCAGAGGCAGCAGAGUCAGACCACUAUAUCCACAGAUUCAUCACCUACAUCUAGGAUUUUUUAAAAGUCUAAAAAGUAAACCUUAAUUUUAGUCAUUUUGUAUAAGGGACACCAUUUCCAAACAUCACUUGAGCAUCCAUAGAUUUUCAUUAUCUAUAGGGAGUCCUGGAACCAAACCCUAGCGGAUACCAAGGAUUCAAUGCAUGGCUGUUUUGGCUCAAAUGUGGUGAGAUGCAUUGAAUGGAGACCCCAAUCCCAUUUGUGGCAUGCUGCAGCCCAGUCCACAUCCUCCCCAUAAUCUGUCACCACACAGCAAUGCUGGACUGGAAAACAAACAAAGGGUCACUGAGAUUUGUGCCAUCUUGCUCCCUGUCUCCCAGACUGAAUACAUACAUAUUCCUGGUUACCAGGUAGCACUAUGUGGGCUUAAGUAGCUCUCUGUACAGAAAUUGUUGCAUUGUAUUUUUCUGCUGCUGAUUAUAUUGAAUUAAAAGGCCAGCACUGUUUUGUCUGCA
Molecule: messenger RNA, 6448 nt
Organism: Anolis carolinensis (green anole)
Lineage: Eukaryota; Metazoa; Chordata; Lepidosauria; Squamata; Anolidae
Gene: ecel1
Product: endothelin converting enzyme like 1
Exons: 18
Coding region: 512-2815 (767 amino acids)
Biological process (GO): protein processing
Cellular component (GO): plasma membrane
Molecular function (GO): metalloendopeptidase activity
Source: RefSeq, a predicted model, not a curated record